AUGGACGUGGACGUGGACAUGGACGUGGACGUGGACGUGGACGUGGACAUGGACGUGGACAUGGACGUGGACAUGGACGUGGACGUGGACAUGAACGUGGACAUGGACAUGGACGUGGACGUGGACGUGGACGUGGACAUGGACGUGGACGUGGACGUGUACGUGGACAUGGACGUGGAUGUGGACUUGGACGUGGACGUGGAUAUGGACGUGGACAUGGUCAUGGACGUGGACGUGGACGUGGAUGUGGACUUGGACUUGGACGAGGACGUGGACGUGGACGUGGACAUGGACGUGGACGUGGACAUGGACGAGGACGUGGACGUGGACGAAGACGUGGACAUGGACGUGGACGUGGACGUGGACGUGGACAUGGACGUGGACAUGGACGUGGACGUGGACGUGGACGUGGACAUGGACGUGGACGUGGACGUGGACGUGGACGUGGGCAUGGACAUGGACGUGGACGUGGACGUGGACGUGGGCGUGGACAUGGACGUGGACGUGGACGUGGACUGGGACGUGGACGUCGACAUGGACAUGGACGUGGACGUGGACAUGGACUUGGACGUGGACGUGGACGAGGACGUGGACAUGGUCGCGGACGUGGACAUGGUCGUGGACGUGUACGUGGACGUGGACGUGGACGUGGACAUGGACGUGGACGUGGACGUGGACGUGGACAUGGUCGUGGACGUGGAGACGGUCUUGGACGUGGACAUGGUCGUGGACGUGGACGUGGACGAGGACGUGGACGUGGACGUGGACGUGGACGUGGACGAGGACGAGGACGUGGACGUAGACGUGGACAUGGACGUGGAUGUGGAUGUGGACGUGGACGUGGACAUGGACGUGGACAUGGACGUGGACGUGGACGUGGACGUGGACGUGGACAUGGACGUGGACGUGGACGAGGACGUGGACGUGGACGUAGACGUGGACAUGGACGUAGGCGUGGACGUGGACGUGGACAUGGACGUGGACAUGGACGUGGACGUGGACGUGGACGUGGACGUGGACAUGAACGUGGACGUGGACGUGGACGUGGACGUUGACGUGGAGAUGGACAUGGACGUGGACGUGGACGUGGACGUGGACAUGGAUGUGAACAUGGACAUGGACGUGGACAUGGACGUGGACAUGGACGUGGACAUGGACGUGGACGUGGACGUGGACGUGGACGUGGACCUGGACAUGGACGUGGACGUGGACAUGGAUGUGGACGUGGACAUGGUCGUGGACGUGGAGAUGGUCUUGGACGUGGACAUGGUCGUGGACGUGGACAUGGUCGUGGAUGUGAACGUGGACGUGGACGAAGACGUGGACGUGGACGUGAACGUGGACGUGGACAUGGAUGUGGACGUGGACGUGGACAUGGACGUGGACAUGGUCGUGGACGUGGAUAUGGUUGUGGACGUGGACAUGGUCGUGGACGUGGACGUGGACGUGGACGUGGACGUGGACGUGGCCAUGGACGUGGACGUGGACGUGGACGUGGACGAGGACGUGGACAUGGUCGUGGACGUGGACAUGGUCGUGGACGUGGACGUGGACGUGGAUGUGGACAUGGACGUGGACGUGGAUGUGGACAUUGACGUGGACGUGGACGUGGACGUGGACCUGGACGUGGACGUGAACAUGGACGUGGACGUGGAGGACUUGGACGUGGACAUGGACGUGGAUGUGGACGUGGACCUGGAUAAGGACGUGGACAUGGACGUGGACGUGGACAUGGACGUGGACGUGGACAUGGACGACGUGGACGUGGACGUAGACGUGGACAUGGACGUAGACGUGGACGUGGACGUGGACGUGGACAUGGACGUGGACAUGGACGUGGACGUGGAUGUGGACGUGGACGUGGAUGUGGACAUGGACGUGGACGUGGACAUGGACGUGGACGUGGACGUGGACGUGGACAUUGACAUGGACGUGGACGUGGACGUGGACGUGGACAUAGAUGUGGACAUGGACAUGGACGUGGACAUGGAUGUGGACAUGGACGUCGACAUGGACGUGGACGUGGACGUGGACGUGGACCUGGACAUGGACGUGGACGUGGACGUGGACGUGGACAUGGUCGUGGACGUGGAGACGGUCUUGGACGUGGACAUGGUCGUGGACGUGGACAUGGUCGUGGAUGUGAACGUGGACGUGGACGAGGACGUGGACGUGGACGUGAACGUGGACGUGGACAUGGAUGUGGACGUGGACGUGGACAUGGACGUGGACAUGGUCGUGGACGUGGACAUGGUUGUGGACGUGGACAUGGUCGUGGACGUGGACGUGGACAAGGACGUGGACGUGGACGUGGACAUGGACAUGGACGUGGACGAGGACGUGGACAUGGUCGUGGACGUGGACAUGGUCGUGGACGUGGACGUGGACGUGGAUGUGGACAUGGACGUGGACGUGGACGUGGACGUGGACAUGGACGUGGACGUGGACGUGGACCUGGACGUGGACGUGAACAUGGACGUGGACGUGGAGGACUUGGACGUGGACAUGGACGUGGACAUGGACGUGGAUGUGGACGUGGACCUGGAUAAGGACGUGGACAUGGACGUGGACGUGGACAUGGACGAGGACGUGGACGUGGACAUGGACGUGGACAUGGACUGA
Molecule: messenger RNA, 2622 nt
Organism: Closterium sp. NIES-65
Lineage: Eukaryota; Viridiplantae; Streptophyta; Zygnematophyceae; Desmidiales; Closteriaceae
Source: the annotation of a GenBank genome assembly